GUACCUUGGCUCCUUGGACACGCAUACCUCUACAUCCAGACUACCACCACUCAUUGUUCUAGGCCGAGGAAGAUCCGAAAUCCUUUUCAAAACCUCAGAUCGUCUUGGAUUUUGCUUGGCAACAGAAAGCGACCUCGAACAACGUAUUCCACAUAACAUUUAGUUGGCAGCCACUAUAACUGCCAUCCCCCGCCGCGGACAACCUGUCGCCGGACAGGGCACUGCCCCCAAACACUACCUAGACCAGUCAAAGAAUCUGGCUCUACAAUACUACGACAAACAUUCCCGCGGACGACACAUACUGAUUAUUCAACUGACAUCAAACGGUCCCUCCGGACAAGGAGGUGACCAACCGCCAUGGCGCCCCAAACGAGAGCUCGAGAUCGCCUUCGCCAGACGACAUCACGCGAAUACCACUCCUCACCCAUUCCGCAACAAGUCCACUUUCCGGCCCGAAACCGAGUUGUCAAGACAUAUGGCAAGAGGACGCCUUCACGAACCGCUUUGCGACAGCAAACACUGACACAAAUCGGUUUCCCUCUGAGCAUGCAACCAGAAACCGAUGGGUCCGAACUGUUGGAAACGCUCGAAACACCUGUUCCGACCAAGAAGAAAGGACGAGAUUCCAAGCGAAGGAAGACAAUGGGCGACACUCCCAAUCCGAGCUCGUCUUUUCACACGCAGACACUUACGCAGUUUCUGUCUGGGAAGGAAGAGGACGAGGACGAUAAGGAGGACUUGUUGAUUGAGGACUCACAAGAGGAGGAAGAUGAUGAAGACGAACAAAUCAAUAUGGACGACAUUUAUGAUCUGCCCAAAGAGGAAUCGCCGGAACGCCCAUCAGAAAAGAAGCCAGUGGCCAAGAAACCAAAGAGUGUCAAGGAGAAGGCCAAGGCCAAAGGGAAAGCGAAAGCCAAGGAAGCAUCGGUAGUACCGCAGACACCCAGUACCAAGAGGAUCAAGGUCAACAUAGAUGAGGUCCCUUCUUCGCAACCAACACCGUUUACACCCAUGCUGGAAUUGAGAUACAGUCCUAUUGGAGACUACAGGUCACCUCUGAAGAACAAGUCGACCAAUACAACAGCUGAGACCAUCUCCAAGCUGCCCAGAGAUAUGGUAAUCCAGGACUCCUAUAGUAUAGGAGGCAGUAGUCCCUUCUCCAUACAUCAAUCGCCCUCUCCGCUCAAGAAGACUCCCAUGUCGAUUAGGAGUAAGCCCAAGCGUCAGCCACUAGCCGAACUACCUGUUCCUGAAGAGGAAGACGACCCCGAGUCGGGUUUGUCAGAAGGCGACGAGCAAUCUACGCCAACAAAACCUAGAGCUGGGUCGUCGGCAGUAAAGGGAAGCAGCGGGAAGAAACGGGCAUUUGUUGAGAUUCCAGAUUCGGACGAUGACCUCGAGAGUUUUGGGUCGUCACCUGCUAUGAGCAGGAUCAUGAAGACGCCCACGCACCAGAGAGUUACAGCGCCCCCGCCGGACUCGGCCAAGGAAAAUCGUACUCCUAAAGAACAACCACAUACGGAAGAAAAGGAAGAGGAGAAUGCAGAUGAGGAGAUGGAGGAACCGGGUACGCCAACCCCCACUGCUAGGCGCAGUGAGCGACCUCGGGAAGUCCCAUCAUCUAGUGCUGAAGACAUGGACUACGAGAGCGACGAGAGUCCCCUGUCACUGGUGCCCAGUAGUCCACCUCAAGCAAGCCGCGAGCUGGGGAAUUCUAGCCAGCAUGCUGCUGUCAAGCAGCCUACUACCACAACACCCAGCGACCAUCAGUCUCACAUCAUUCGCACCCCGACGGUGAAACGGAGGGUGCAGAUUGAGCUGCCGUCCAUGAGCGACGAAGGCAAUGCCACCGACGAGGAGGUGCUUAAAGAGACACCCCAUCGCAAACUGGCCGCCACUAAGAAGCCAUCCCCGCCUUCCGCCCCUGGCAGACGAAAGGUACAAAUCGAGCUACCACCCCAAAGCACCGGAGAAGCAGCAGAGAAAGACCAAGACCAACAGGCCGCCGAAGAAGAAGAUGUCCUCAAAGAAACCCCCCACCGCACCACCUCCGCUCUUAAAACCACGCGCUUCUCCCACAUUUCCCCUCGCCAAAAGUCAUCGCCCCCCGCUCCGGUCGUCCGCUCCCAACGUUCCCAACGACACACCCAACAACGGCAGCAAACCCAACAGCGCUCCCAGCUCUACAGCCAAGGCCUCGAAUCCCAACGAGUCCCCAUGGAAAUCAUUCGCGCCAUGGGCCCGCCCACCGACACUUCCGACAUCGUCAUCGCCGUGCCGGCUCACCACCUCGAGGAGAUCGUAGCGGGCACGCGAGAUCAUGAGUUCCGCCCGCAUGUACUACCUGCCGUCAGGGCGUGGUUCUACGCCAUGGAGCCGGUGAACGAGGUUAGGUAUAUGGCUACCCUGGGCGAGGCAAGGAAGCCGGGUGAGAUUGAGGGGGGGGGUGGAGUGGGGAAUGAGGAGUUUAAUAGGGGGGAGAGUUACAGUUUUAUGCCUGUGAGUGGAAGUGGGAGUGGCCGUGUUGCUAGCAGUGGAGCUAGCAGUGGAAGUAAUGGCGAGGCUGCGACGACCACCAUGCCCAAUACAUUUGCGCACAAGCUAUUGCAGGUGUAUCAGUUGAAUAAUCCGGUCAAGAAGGAUGAGUUGGAGGAGCAUGGGUUUGGGAAAAGCUUGCCGACGAGGUUUCGGCUUUUGCCGCCCGCGGCGGUGGGGGAUUUGUUGGCCAAUUUGAGGUGUGCGCUUUUUGCGGAGGGUGAUGAGCAGGACGAGGAAGGAGAAGAGGAGGAUAGGCUCGAGGCUAUUGAAGAAGGAGAUGAGGAGGAUGAGGAGAUGGGUGAGGCGGUGGAGGAGGCUGGUGAGGAAGCAGAGAGUCAACCCGACCAUGGAGUAACUGUCUCCCAGGAGCUGGAGCAACAGUUGAGAAGCGAUAUCAUUCGCUCGACGCAGAUGAUACUCUCGGAUGACGCGAGACUGCCCGGCGAAGGGGGAGCACUGCUACGUCACGAUUCGACGAUAGCUUCCAGUCCGCAAAGACCUCCUGCACGGGUGACUCCAAGCCAGAGUCGGACAACGAGGUCUAUUCAACUUCGGAUGUCGGUGACCAAGGUCACGAAGAAACAGGUACAGGUCACAAAGAAGUUUCAGUUUGCAGAACUAGAGAUGGAGGAAGAUAACGAUGACGAUGACCUCGACCUCGAUCUCGACAAGGAAGGGAAAACCCCUCCUGCCCUUCCUGCUCGCUCAUGGUCAGCAGGUGCUUUAACUUCGGCUUCGACUUCGGCUGCAAAACCCACUAGCACCAGCCGCAAAAGCAGCGGUAGUCGCAGCAGCCAAACGACCCAAAGCCAAACCGAGACGCGCCAGACCCGUCGCCAAAGCCAACGGCUUACGGGCAGUCAGCAUCAUCAAGAAACCGACGAAAGCCAAAUCACCAAGACAACAACAACAAAAGCUCUACAAGAAAAGGCCUCCAUGCCACCACCUCCCUCGCCUGCUAAACCACGUGGCGGCAGCAGUAUCACCACCAGCGCCCUGGCUAAACUCAACAAAGCAACCGCCACCGCUACUGCCCGCGCCUCCGGUUUUGGUGCCGGUUUCGGUGCCGGGCAUAAUAACCCCAACUAUAACACCGCCCGUCCUUCACAAGCGACGACAGCUAGCGGACCUUCUAGUCCUAUAAUUGCUCCCCGGCAGGAGGAAGAAGAACGGGAGGAGUCUUCGCUGCCGCAACUAAGCCGAGGUAGAGGCGUAGGCACGGGUAGGGGCACGGGUAGGGAUAAGAGUGGAAGAAGUCAACCUCUUUCCGAAUCCCUCACCGCCUCCGAAUCCUCAGUCGUCAGACCGGCGGUACCCGAUGAUGUUGAUGAUUCCCAUAUUUUGUUGUCUUCUUCGUCGAUACCGGAACCUUCUCUAGACGGUAGUAUCACACCCACAGCUACAAAUCGAGGGGGAAGAACUCCCGGCAGCGGCAGAGGAGGUUUGGGACGACUGCCAUUGAGUUCCCAGGCGAUCGGGUCGUUAGCCCCGGAUAGUUUGUUGGUGGAUGUGGAGGGGGCGAGGGCACCGCCUGAGUUGGUGGUUUGGGAUAGUGAAGAGGGGGAUGAUGCCGAUGAUGAGACGGCUAGUGAGGAUGAUGGGGAUUUGAACUGAACCAGGGCCUAGGGGCUUUAUGGUGUUGGGUUGGUGUAGGGUAUUUAUGCACUUAAUGAAUGGGGUUGGAACUGGUUACGAACAGGUGGUCACCAAUAGGUUACGGAACUCGGUGGAAACAGGUUUAUGUUGGGAUAUUGUACGUGUUGGAAACAGGUUGGGAAAGGGUUGAAACAAAGGGUUAGCGAAGGGUUAUAAUGGGUGCCUUUUCCAUUCCUUGGGUCUCUGGUUUGAGAAGCUGUAUAUGAUGGCGUCUGGGAAUGAGUGUUGCCUAGUACUACGGUAUAUACGCACUGAGUAGGUAUUGUUGAUAUCAUCCUGAAGGAGCAGCGGGAUGCCUCCAGCUUUGUACACGAUUUUUU
This is a messenger RNA of Neurospora tetraspora, 4514 nucleotides long. RefSeq lists its product as uncharacterized. The coding region runs from base 358 to 4152 and encodes 1264 amino acids. The transcript has a single exon. The record is from RefSeq and is a predicted model, not a curated record. NCBI's taxonomy places the organism in Eukaryota, Fungi, Ascomycota, Sordariomycetes, Sordariales, Sordariaceae.